AUGGUCUUUCUGACUCCAAGUUCAGCAACCAAACCACUGUCAUGCCUCAACCUACUGACUCCAUUCACAGAGACCAUCGGUUUCUUCACUUCCCACCUGGAUGGCGAAGUUAUCCUGAGGUCAAACAAGAAAGGUGAAGGGAAUGAGCCUCCAUUAACUAUUCAUGAGUUGGUGCAUGAAACUGUCACGAAGUUUCCUGAUUUCAUUGCUCUGGGGACAAGGAAAACGAACGAAUGGGAAACCCUAACCUACAUCGAGUACUACGAGUUGUGUCGGAAGGCGGCCAAAUCCUUCCUCAAGCUUGGCCUUGAGCGUUUUCAUGGCGUGGGGAUCCUGGGCUAUAACUGCAUUGAGUGGCUCAUUGCUGACAUUGCCAGUAUUUUUGCCGGAGGCAUUUCUGUGGGCAUUUUCCCCAGCAACAGUUCCCAAACCUGCCGGUUCAUUGCUGAAAACUCUGAGGCCAACAUCUUUAUGGUGGAGGAUGACUGGCAGCUUCAGAAGAUCCUCAAGAUCCAGGAUCACUUACGUCAUCUGAAAGCUAUUGUCCAAUAUAAAGACAAACUCACAAAGAAGAUACCUAACAUUUAUUCUGUAUGUAUGAGCCAUAAAGGGGCCAGGGGACAGAGAUGGGAAGACAGCUAUUUAAAGUACAGGUGGGAAGAAUUCCUCGCUCUAGGCCUAACUAUUUCUGAUGAAACACUGGACAGAAUCAUUGAUUCCCAGAAGCCCAACCAGUGCUGUAUGCUGGUCUACACCUCAGGGACCACUGGAUCACCAAAGGCAGUUAUGAUCAGUCAUGACAAUAUCACGUGGACUGCGGCAGCUGUGCUCCAAAGCCUUCCCUACACUUAUCCCCCUGAAAAUCAAGAGAUCUUGGUGAGCUACCUCCCCCUCUGCUUGAUCACUGUUCAGAUAUUUGAAGUCUGGAUCCCUCUCACCACUGGGGCUUCCAUCUUCUUUGCUGAUUCUGAUGCCCUGAAGGUUCAGGGAUCUCUUAUAAACACACUGCGGGAGGUGAGACCUACUACCUUCCUUGGAACCCCCGCUGUCUGGGAAGAGAUACAGGAGAAACUGAAGUCAGAUCAGAUGUCAGCCACCCCAUGGAAGAAAACUGUGAUUGAUUGGGCCAGGAAAGUGGGAUUAAAAACCAAUUUGAGACGUGAUGAUGAGAGGACCUAUGCUCCUGUUGGCUACCGUGUGGCCAAGAAGCUGAUAUAUGAGAAGGUGCGCCGCAUUCUGGGCCUUGACCGCUGCCUCCAGUUUCUGACCACAGGUUCUGGCCUCUCCAGGGAAAUUCAGGAGUUCUUCAUGAGUUAUGACAUCACCCUGUUGCCGAUGUAUGGGAUGACAGAGUGCACGGGACUUCAUUCUGUCUCCAGUGAGAGAGACUACAAGUUGUUUAGCUUUGGGAAGGCAAUUGUAGGUGCCAAAAGCCGGCUCCGGAAUGAAGACCGAGAAGGCUUGGGCGAAUUCUAUCUCUGGGGCAGGCACCUUUCCAUGGGUUACCUGAAUAAUGAAUAUAAGACAAAAAAGGCCUUUGACCAGAAAGGUUGGCUGCACACCGGAGAUAUGGGCUUCCUGGAUAAUGAGGGCUAUCACGAAAUCACCGGCAGGAUAGAAGAAGUUAUCAUUACCAAUAGAGGGGAAAAAAUCUUUCCUGUUCCAAUUGAGAAUAUGCUGAAGGAUAAUAUACCCAUUGUCCACUAUGCUAUGAUCGUGGGAAACCAAGCCAGGUUCCUGAGUGUAUUGCUGACACUAAAGUGUGAGAUCAGUGAGGAUACAGGCGAGCCCCGUAACGUUUUGACACAAGACGCCAUCCAUUUUUGCAGAAAGAAUAAUAGUAAGUCCACCAAAGUGACAGACAUUAUAAAUAAUCAAGACCCCAUCAUUGACGCAAUCAUACAGAAGGCCAUCGAUGCAAUCAACGAGAAAACUGAACUUGAGUCUCACAAGAUCCUCAAAUGGAAAAUCUUAGAGAAGGACUUCUCAAUUAUGGGUGGAGAACUAGGUCCAACCUCGAAGCUGAGACGGUUACAAGUCAGCAGAAUGUAUCAAACGAUAAUCUCCGAUUUCUCUAUCUAG
Dromiciops gliroides (monito del monte) is the source of this 2082-nucleotide messenger RNA. RefSeq names its product long-chain-fatty-acid--CoA ligase ACSBG2-like. The record is from RefSeq and is a predicted model, not a curated record. Gene Ontology annotation, molecular function: long-chain fatty acid-CoA ligase activity. Gene Ontology annotation, cellular component: endoplasmic reticulum; membrane. NCBI's taxonomy places the organism in Eukaryota, Metazoa, Chordata, Mammalia, Microbiotheria, Microbiotheriidae.